This is a messenger RNA of Boeremia exigua, 1636 nucleotides long. RefSeq names its product Rox3 mediator complex subunit-domain-containing protein. Gene Ontology annotation, cellular component: mediator complex. Gene Ontology annotation, biological process: regulation of transcription by RNA polymerase II. Lineage: Eukaryota; Fungi; Ascomycota; Dothideomycetes; Pleosporales; Didymellaceae. The transcript has a single exon. Bases 303 to 1487 code for a protein of 394 amino acids. The record is from RefSeq and is a predicted model, not a curated record. Gene Ontology annotation, molecular function: transcription coregulator activity.
CGUGACGCAAGGACCGACCACCCGUGGGCGCUCCUUCCUUCCGUCUGCAGGUCAACGCCGUCACUCACCUCACCACACCCCGCCCGCCGCCCGCGCCCUGCAAAUCCUGCGCACUCACCAGCAGCCACACCGUCCGACGACACCUUCGAAUGCGCAUCGCCUGAAGCGCCGCCCACCCUCACUUUAGCGGUUUAGUCCGCGUGGAGCGCCAAGCCUCUUACGAGCUGCGCUCUCACCACCAGCCUCACCCUGCCGCCUACGAGCCCUUCGCUGCCGCUCUACUCCCUUCCUACACGGUCUUCAUGUCGGAUCACAGCGCGAAACGCCAACGCCUGGACAACUCUGGAAGAUAUUCGCCGGCCUCCCCGCCCUUUGACGUCGCUGCCAAGGCGAGCGGCCAAACGACAAAGCCCACCCAACCGCGCACCCCGACCUCGCCUCCUUGUGCCUCAAUGAAUUCGCAGUUCAAUGGCCGCUCUGCCGUGACUGCGACCGCGGCGACCCCGGCCAAGACCCCGCCACCGUCUGCGACCCUGUCCCAGUCGGCCUCGCAGGCGGCGACAUCGGCCUCGGCCCAGCACCCGUUUCCCACUCCCGCGAGCACCACAGGCCACUCUUACUCGACAAACAUCGACAGCGACGGCGACGCGAUGAUGGAGGACGGCGCAGAAGAGACUGCACGCGGCCUAGGAAUCAGUACACAGUCGAACCACGAUCGGCAAGGGCAGGCGCUGUUCUCGGAAAAGGGAGGCUUGAAGGCUGCAGAGGGAAUCAGCGGCAGUCUGCUGUUUCUGAGUGAUGACGACACUUACCACCAGUCGCGACCGCACGGCACGCAAAAUCUUUUCCGACUGUACGGUCUAGAAAGACUAGCAAAGUCUGUUGCACGAGUGGACCCCACGACGGGCGAGAAGAUUAAUAAGCUCCGCAAGUCCUAUGAAGGCCACAUCAAGACGCUGCAGAUUGCGGGCAAGCCGAAGGCGGUGAAGAUGGAUGAAGUUUUCAGCGCCACUAUGGGCCUGCCAGACGAACAUUGGGAUGCAGUCAAUGCUGGAAAGGAGCCUUGGAGAAAACUGAACACUGAGCGGACUGCCCUAGAGCCCGACUUCAGCAGUCUUCUUGACAGUGCCUUUGGAGGCAUGGGCCCUGGUGCGCUUCCGGCUUCAGAUGCCUCCAAGUACAAAGCAUAUAUUGGCACAGACGACACUCUCCGCCCAAAGCCUGCUGCCGAUGUUCAGGCUCGGACACCGCUUCCGUCAUCAGCGCCGACGCCAAGCAACACCCAUGGGUUACCGCGACGACCGGAGAGGUCAGGCUCGAAACGGCAGUACAACGAAGACUCCUACCAAGGCUACAGCGAAGGCUACGGCGACGACUUUGCAACAGACUCGACAGGCGAAGAUGGCGCACGAGGGGGCUUUAAGAGGCGGAAGACACAAUUUGAACGAACAGCACAUUCAGUCGAAGUGGGCGGUGUGCGGCGGUGACACAACAUUUGAUCCUAAUUUUUCGCACAUUCGUCAUUCUAGAGGGGAUUUUGAAUUCUCGAGCAGGCGUUACCCGGGCGCGUUCGAUAUUUUCCAUUCUACGUUCACAAGAAAAACGGGUCACGAGAACAGACCUUAUACCACGCUGG